Messenger RNA from Phycodurus eques (leafy seadragon), 2426 nucleotides. It is a transcript of the gene cep126, whose product is annotated as centrosomal protein 126. Gene Ontology annotation, cellular component: ciliary base; midbody; centrosome. NCBI's taxonomy places the organism in Eukaryota, Metazoa, Chordata, Actinopteri, Syngnathiformes, Syngnathidae. Bases 53 to 2134 code for a protein of 693 amino acids. Gene Ontology annotation, biological process: cytoplasmic microtubule organization; non-motile cilium assembly; mitotic spindle organization. The transcript is spliced from 8 exons. The record is from RefSeq and is a predicted model, not a curated record.
AGUGCGUCCGAGUGGUUUAAUGAUGGCUGCACCGUACACACAGAGAUGAGUGAUGUCGAGCCUCCAGCAAGAGAGAGAUGCUCUGCUUGACGAGCAGAAGGUGAACCGAGAGCGAGCUCGCAGAUGUGUGCAGGAGACCAACCGCCGAUGCAGGGAUCUGAGGGAGAAACAGAGGCUGUGGGUGCUGCAGGAGCAACGGCGGCGCGAAGAAGUGCUGCAGCAGCGCCGGCAGAAGUUCCAAGAUGUGACGGAGCACUUCCAGAGGGCUUACUUGCCUCCCUCUCAGAGGCCGACCCAAAGUGAGCGGCUCACUGCCGGAAGAGACUAUCCGAAUUUGGAAGACGCGCUCAGUCAAAUCCGAGGCCCCGCGCUGCCGUCUAACCUCAACAGUCAAACUGUCAGCGCCCCGUCUUCCAGACCUGCCGUUGCUUUGUCAGAAUCCCCCCUUCGCCACACGCCCGUUGCGGUACAGGCGAGCGUAGGACGUCGAGAGCAGAGCCCGUGUGCCAGGAGGUGGCAGGAGCUUCCAAAGAGGCAGGAGAGGCAUCAGGAGCACAGUGGACAGGACGACAAUGUGUCCUGCUGCUCCAAGUCCGACAGCUUGUCCAGUCAAGACAGUCUGGAGAACGAAGAAGCGGCCAAAAGCGGCGUCCUGCAAUACUCCGAAAAGCCCCUCCAAGACCUCAAAUGCCCCAACGACCCGCAUCCUGUGUCGUCGGUGCCCGGGCCCACCUUGGUCGCCGUGAAGCCACACUUCCACAGGUUGCCCGUGGACCUCAACUACAACCUGCCCACCCAGAAGGAAACCUGUGCCUCAAUGAAUAACCUCAACAAGUUCUCAGCGGACAUCAACGUUUGGAAGCACAUGAACACAGCAAGUCCAAAGUGCCGCCAAAGUCAAGAAUCCAGCGGGUCAAAGACCUCGUCGCCCGCAGCCUGCAGAGUCCAAUUCAUGAAAGGCAUCCUUAAAACUCUGCCCGGCGAAACACCGGCAGAAUCCCCGCAGGUUCAUGCUAAUGCCGUCAAACCUGUUCAGUUUUUGGUGUGCGACAGCAUCGAAGUAGCCAGGGCCAGGUCCAAGGCUGCCGAAUACAAAAAUGCCUCCAAGAAGCUGCGCUGGCUCGACGAGGAGGCGGGGGUAACCAAUGGAGUGCGACCCACAGAUGCCCAAUCCCAGGCGUGGGCAGAUGUCGGGGUUCAAGUCAGCACCGGCGUGGCGGGGCCUCUCGUCCCUCGGGGGGAUCACUCGGCCAGGGUCGGGGCAAGUCCGGUUUCCUCGGGCUUUGUCACCCAAUCCCCGAUCCCAGUGGCCAGGAUCCGGGGGGAGUUGCAGACCGCGUCGAAGCACGGGAGCCCCACGAAGGGCCCGUACGGCGGGGACCAGGCUCGUGUCAGCCAUCAGCUCGCUCCUCUGCCUCCCGAGGAGGUUCCGCACAAGGACACGCAGCGACUUAUGACGGGUGACGGCGGUGUCAUCAACGCACGCUUGCCGUCCUCAUUUAGCCGCCCCACGCCCGAGAGCAGCUGGAAAGCCUCGCCCGCUUUCGGCCAUGCCGCGACGCCGGGGGGCAGCGGCAGAGGUCGAGGGGCGUCAUACGGGGAAAAAGUGUUAGACCGCACCCCCACGGACUCAGAGAUCUAUCAGCUCUGCCAGGAUGUCCGCAGCGCCUUCAUCAGCACUGCGGGACAACAACAGGACACUUCAUUAGUUGUCUCAGAAAAAGCCGGGACCCCCUGCUGUCAGGCUUUGACGAGUGGGCGGGCCGGUAACAAAUCUGGUGCGGAUCAGAACCGACGACCUUCCGGUUCAACCAAUAAAAAACCUCCGGAAUGCUUCAAGAUUACAUGUCUCCAUGCUACAAAUCCAGUCGGACCAUCUCCCAAAGGGUAUUUCACGGAACAGCCAAACAAAGGCGUCAAAACUGCCAGCCAGCGCCGUCUGACCGAUACGCACUCUUACGGGCCACUGGAGGAACGGGUUGGCAAACCACAGAGGACGACGUCGCAGCCACAUCAGCAGCAGUACCAGCGCCGACCCCCGGCGGCGACGUCCAUCUCCAUGGAGGAGCAGAGAAUCUUUCAGUCUCUGGACCGACUCAACUGCCAGCUGCACCGCAAAGGUGGUUUGCACUGACCAGCAUCUGGACUGAAGUCUAUCAUCCCAGCACGAUGGCAGCUGGAUCGCUUUAUGUAGCACAAAGCUUCCAGGUGAAACGGGUUCCACUACCUUGAAACCAAGUGUGCCUUAUAGAAGAACAUGAAGAAGCAUAAGCAUAAUUAAAAAUUAAUGACAUUUAAUGAAUUUAAAAAAUGCAAAUUUCUCACUAACUUUGACAGUUUAGCCAUCACUCAAUAGGGAGGAUUAUCUUUCAUUAAAAAAACUAAACUAAACUGCCUGGAUUUACACUGCAGGUUAGAGUGGCUGA